UCUUGGUCCAUUGAUAAGCAAUAAUAUCUGAGGAACGAAUUUUUCAUAUCGAGAAGAGAAAAAAGUCCCAUCGAAGUUACCGUUGAAGGACAAGAACCGGAGAAGCAACUUUUUCCACUCUCAAAAACCAUUUUUCACUCUUUUCCUCUAAUCCAUCCAACCUGGAAGCCGAAAGAGAAUGUCCACCGCUUGAAGCCGGGAGAAAUUUCAUCUAAUAAUUCCACCCUCAGCACUUUAACUCGUUUAUUGUCCAAAACUUCUGAAUUAAUUCAAGAUGAAUCUCACAAGUGCUUCAUUGCUGGCAGAUGUUAUGUCGGAAAAUGCAUCUGAAUUCGAAAAUGGGACCUUGAAAAAAAUUCAGGAAGCUGUGGAGGUGAUGCCGGAUCCCACGAUAAAGUUAGCCCAUGAUAUCCUCAUCUUCGUACUUCUACUAUCUGUGAUGUUUGCUAUGGGAUGCCACAUUACGUGGGAUGAGGUAUGGAACCAUCUCAGCAGACCUAUUGGUGUACUAAUAGGCAUGCUAAGUCAAUUUUGUCUCCUUCCAUUAGCUGCAUUUACAAUCAUCGUAAGUUUAAAAUUGGACCCAUUGUAUGCAACCGGUAUGUUAGUUCUGGCCUGCUGUCCUGGAGGAGUAACAUCUAACAUCUUUUCCUAUUUUUGCGACGGCGACAUAUCUUUAAGCGUGACGAUGACAAGCUGCUCAACAAUAGCUGCUUUAGGCAUGAUGCCCCUCAACAUGUGGAUCUAUGGCCAGUGGCUGGAGACGGGGGCCAUGACCAUCCCUUACGCUAAGAUGGCCACAUCGUUGGCAUCCGUGACAGCUCCAGUAGUCGCCGGCAUGCUGGUUAGAUGGAAGUAUCCAAGUGCUGCGCCUUACUUCACAAAGGUUGGUAGUUACGCAGGAUUUGCCAUCAUCUUCGUCUGCCAGACAAUGGAGCUGGUCAUCUUUCCUGACAUCUUUGACGGCAUAACUUGGGAGUUCUACACAGCUCUAGUCAUUUUGCCUUUCAUCGGACUUGCGCUAGGAUACGGACUAGCAUUCCUCUUCCGUCAAGCUCCACCUGUUCGCAAGACAAUAGCUAUAGAAUGUUCCAUACAGAACAUCGGGACUGCACUAACUGUCAUAUCAAUAUCCUUCCCAGUGUCGAUACAAAAGAAAGUUUUAGCCUUUCCUUGGUUGUAUUCCUUGCCUCUUAUUGCCACUGUAACGAUAAGUUGUGCUUGCUACCAGCUAUACAAGCGUACCUGCUUCAAAAACAAUAUGGGUUCCUGUGAAAAGAAACUAAAUGGUUUGGUGCCUAUUCCGGUGGUGGAGAAGAUAGCGAGCAUCAAGUCUGAGGAAAUGCAAUCGUUCAUACCGACGUCAGAGAAACUGACAACAGUCUGAUAAUCAGAAUUCCUAUUACCUGUGAUAUAGUUCCGAAGUCGCUGUACAGAAUGCGCGGAGGAGUCCGGAGCGGAGAAGACCUCGUCUGUGUUCAGCACGCAUUGGUGCAGAGUUACCGAAACCAAAACUGUUUUCUAAAUCCUUGCUGUCUGAAUGAUAUACAGAAAGGACGUGCAGGGACUUGAUGUAUUUAACUUAAAGUCGUGGAGAUUAUUAUUAUUUUUUGUGUUGUCGCAUUUGCUCUUUUCUCAUUUUCGCUUUUCUAAUUUUGUGUAACUGGCAUCAUGGUCCCUUAGGAUUGACUACAUUUUUUUUCCUCACGAAAGUCACUUUUUAAUUCCAUGCUUUUAAGAAACUUGGUUUCGCCUAUAAUACUCAUUACUUUAGGUAUUUUUAGCGAAAUAUGUUUCUUUAGAAAUGCAUUUUGAAUAGAUUUAUCCAGGCUUUUUACUGCUAACAGCUGAAACCUUUUGUAAAUACUACUACACCGCUGCAUUGUAUUGUCAAUCGUAAACAGAGACUCAGACAACAUUUUCAGACUAAAAAUAAUUCUAGGAUUUUCUCAGUAACAGCAAUAAAGCUAUUCUAAAGCUUUAACAGAAUAGUUUAAAACCUUAUCGCAAGUCUUUGUUGCACAAUUUGUUUAGAAACUGAAAAAGCUUUUCGUAGAAGGUUAAAUUUUAAGAGAACAGCACAGUCUCUCUUACUGAAACAAGCCACCCUUUAAUCAUUUGCAUUCUAUUGCACAUGCUAGAUUCCAGACAGCAUCACUAUGUCUGAAUCAGGAACAUUAGAAAGCCAGUGACAUAAAGAUAGCUGACUUGCAUCAUUUAGGACAUCCAUGGGGUAAUAUUGAAAGCCGAGUCUUGAAAAGUAUACGAGACAUUUCUCUGUACCAAAUAUAAGAGACGGAGAACUUGAGCUGUUACACGUGUUUACAACGCUAAGAACUCUCUAAAAUACAUUUUUAAAAGAAUGAUGUCCCAUUCAUGAGUAUUAAAAAGUUAAAGAAAUUUUGGAUAAAAUGUAUUUGUCGAAUGUAUCAAUGUGUCAUGCACUGAAUAUCGAUGUAUAAUAGAGAUGGAUUGCGCAAUGGUAACUAUAAGAGUUUCAGAAGUUAGGAAUCACGUGGGUCAGGAUUUCUUUUCCUGCAGGGGAAUAAAAACAAAUAACGUGCUCCGAGGCAGGUUACUGAUUCUACAUGCAGGGUGCCCAGGAAAGGGCUCCCUCAUUUCAAAACAAAAUAUCUCGAAAACAAAGGUCGAUAUUGGAAUAAAAUAAACAGUAUGUUUAUUGUGAAACCCAUAAUAAUCAUGUACAGAAACUUGGAAAUUAGUGGCGAAACUGGCCAACAGGGGCACUGCACGCUGUAUCUAAAUGGUGCUGCGAAGGGGUUAAACGAUAAUUUCUAGCGUAAAUGUAAGUACUGCUGAAGCGCCUAACCCCUUCGCAGCACUAUUUAUGUAGAUUUCUAUUGCAAUUACAGCGUGCAGCGCCCCUGCUGGCAAUUUUCGUUACUAAUUUCCAAGUUUCUGUACAUGAUUUUAUUGGUUUCACAAUAAACAUACCGUUUAUUUUAUUUUAUUUCAAUAUCGGCCUUCAUUUUAGAGAUAUUUAAUUUUGAAAUCAGGGAUUCUUUUCACGGACACCCUGUAAAUAAUUAUCACGCUAUUGUGUUUCCAAACACGCCCUGAUUGGUUGUCUUUAAUUGCAUGAUUAAAAAUUACUUUAGUCCAGCCAAUACGAUUCGUUGAUUGGGCUGCGACGUGAUAUGAUUCUCCUACUCGUUCCUGGUGAUCAUUUUCUCUUAUAUGUCCCGCCUGUUGCUAUGUCUAUAUUACAUCUAGGUAAACAGCAAUAAGAAAUCCAAACGUACAACCUUUAGUCACCAAACGGUUCUGACUCACGUGGUACAGAAAGAACACUCCGUUUAACGAAGCAUGUUCGAAUAAUGCGCCCUCCAAUUUAUUAUACCUCGAUUCACUGAAGUCUUCUCCAUUUCUUGUAAAUUAUUCGUAGUUCAAGAGACAUGUGUGUCUGAGAACAAAUUACUACAUUUAUGUCGAUGAAUGGUGCGCUAUUGUAUUAGCAAGCAUCUAGAAUUUUCUUUUUGUAGCUGAUUUAUAGUCAUUGUGUAACUAUUUUAACUAUUGUGUUCAUUUUAUGUUUCAGCUGUAUAAUGACUUAUGUUAAAUUAUGUAGGAAUUUUGUUCAGUCGGAAGAAAAGUUGAUCCUUUCUUAUUAUUUUACAUUAAGAAAAAAUAUUUUUUCAUUGAAUCACUAAUUAUUCAAGUUAGUUCAGUCAGAUAGGAAAAAAGCAACGCGAUUAUAAAAUUCUUAAUCUAAGUCUAUCUCUAAUUAUAAAAUUCUAAACUUAUAAAAUUCAAAAUGAUUAUAAAAUUCUAGAUUUUUUAAUACCUAAAUUUCGUAGUAGAAUAUGUAGUGGGGCUCUGUUAAGUUGAUGCUUGUCCUUGAACGAGAGGAUUGAUAGAUGAGACAUUCUUAGAUCUGCAUAACCCCAAUAAUCGUUAUCGCAACGUAAAAAGGUUUUCCUCUCCCCUAUUUCAGCAAAUGAAAUAAUUUAAGCCUCGAAGGAGCGCAAGUCAACUCAUAAGAGCUAGACUAUAGUUUCCUAGCAAAUACUCGGUAGUUUUAACGAGAAAUUAUAUGUUAUUCGUCGAACAGAUGAAUAAAAAAUUUGUAUUGUACACGUAUAGUUUCAUGAUAGUUUCCGUUGAAUAUUUUUUCCCUUUUGAUACGAAAAUGUAAAAUGUGUUAAUUUAUUUUUAUUUUCUUCUUCCUCGUUUUUUAAAUAAAUUUGAUGAAAUAAUAAAGUAUUUUGU
Molecule: messenger RNA, 4230 nt
Organism: Uloborus diversus
Lineage: Eukaryota; Metazoa; Arthropoda; Arachnida; Araneae; Uloboridae
Product: ileal sodium/bile acid cotransporter-like
Exons: 6
Coding region: 275-1387 (370 amino acids)
Biological process (GO): bile acid and bile salt transport
Cellular component (GO): membrane
Molecular function (GO): bile acid:sodium symporter activity
Source: RefSeq, a predicted model, not a curated record